Molecule: messenger RNA, 3119 nt
Organism: Sinocyclocheilus anshuiensis
Lineage: Eukaryota; Metazoa; Chordata; Actinopteri; Cypriniformes; Cyprinidae
Product: chloride transport protein 6
Exons: 23
Coding region: 56-2545 (829 amino acids)
Biological process (GO): chloride transport; transmembrane transport
Cellular component (GO): lysosomal membrane; intracellular membrane-bounded organelle
Molecular function (GO): voltage-gated chloride channel activity
Source: RefSeq, a predicted model, not a curated record
AGCGAUGGUCAUGUGAUCAGCUGCGCUCUGCUCUAGCGGUGUGCUGCUGAAGACGAUGGCGUGCUGCGGAGGCGGUUUGUGUUGUCAGUGCUGCUGCAAUGAAGGCGACACAAGAACACCAGAGGAGUUGACAAUACUGGGUGAAACCAGAGAAGUCGAGGAUGAAAUAUUGCCGAGAAAAGCCUAUGAGAGUUUGGAUUAUGACCGAUGCAUAAAUGAGCCAUUCCUGGAGGUUUUGGAGGGGUUGGAUAAUAAGAAAGCCAGAAAGUAUGAAGCGAUAAAGUGGAUUUUGGUUUUUGCGAUUGGAGUAUCAACAGGACUGACUGGCCUGUUUGUUGAUUUCUUCGUGCGGCUCUUCACUCAGCUAAAGUUCAGCUUGGUUGGACAAUCUGUGGAGCCUGUUGCAGCUGGGUCUGGUAUCCCAGAAAUUAAAAGUUACCUGAACGGAGUAAAGAUUCCAGGCAUUGUGCGGCUGCGGACCUUCAUAUGUAAGGUCACAGGAGUCCUGUUCGCUGUUGCUGGAGGAUUGUUUGUGGGUAAAGAGGGACCAAUGAUUCACAGUGGAGCGAUAUUAGGAGCAGGGCUUCCUCAGUUUCAGAGCAUCACCUUCAAGAAGAUCCGCUUUCACUUUCCCCAUUUCCGCAGUGACAGGGACAAGAGGGAUUUCGUGUCAGCGGGUGCAGCGGCUGGAGUUGCGGCUGCCUUUGGGGCACCUAUAGGGGGCACCCUCUUCAGUCUGGAGGAGGGGUCGUCCUUCUGGAACCAGACCCUCACAUGGAAAGUGUUGUUCUGCUCCAUGUCUGCCACUUUUACACUCAACUUCUUUCGUUCUGGGAUCAACUUCAAUAAAUGGGGAUCAUUCCAGCUGCCUGGCCUGCUCAACUUUGGAGAGUUUAAGUGUGUAGAUGGAGAUAAGACGUGUCAUUUGUGGACGGCAGUAGAUUUGGCAUUUUUUGUGUUGGUGGGGGUGGCAGGAGGUUUGCUCGGCGCUCUGUUCAACUGCAUCAACAAACGCCUCACAAAAUACCGCAUGAGAAACGUUCACCCCAAAGCAAGAUUCAUCAGGGUGCUGGAGAGUCUGCUGGUGUGUAUGGUGACAACACUCGUGAUCUUCGUGGCGUCAGUGACUCUGGGGGAGUGUCGAGAUUUAGUCUCCACCAAUAACAACACAUCAACACAGGGGUCUGUAAAUGAGGAGGUGAACUCAACCAUACGACGCUUCUUCUGCUACAACAACACAUAUAAUGAUAUGGCAACCCUGUUCUUCAACCCUCAAGAGGUGGCAAUCCACCAGCUCUUCCACCAGAAUGCUACCUUCAGUCCCGUCACGCUCUUGCUGUUCUUUGUGCUGUAUUUUUUUCUGAGCUGUUGGACAUAUGGUGUCUCUGUCCCCAGUGGGCUGUUUGUCCCGUCUCUUCUCUGUGGAGCUUCACUUGGGCGUCUAGUGGCCAAUGUCCUCAAAAUCAACUUUCACAUGCAAGUAUAUGCGGGGACCUUUGCCUUGAUUGGAGCAGCUGCCUUUCUAGGAGGUGUGGUCAGAAUGACCAUCAGCCUGACAGUCAUAUUAAUUGAAUCGACCAAUGAGAUCACAUACGGACUUCCCAUUAUGAUAACACUGAUGGUGGCCAAGUGGACAGGCGAUUUCUUUAAUAAGGGAAUAUAUGAUAUUCAUAUUCACCUGAAGGGAGUCCCGCUGCUGGAGUGGGAAACAGAGGUCGAGAUGGACAAAUUAACGGCCAGUGACAUCAUGGAGCCCAACCUGACAUAUGUGUAUCCUCACACCCGUAUCCAGUCUCUGGUCAGCAUCCUGAGGACCACCAUCUAUCACGCUUUCCCCGUCGUCACCGAGAACAGAGACAAUGAGAAGGAGUUCAUGAAGGGCAAUAUCCUCAUAAGCAACAAUAUCAGGUUUAAGAAAAGCAGCGUGUUGACGCGUGCAGGGGAGCAGAGGCGGAGGUGUCAGUCCAUGAAAUCAUACCCGUCAAGUGAGCUGCGCAACGUGUGUGACGAGCAGACUGCUGUGGAGCCGGCAGAGGAAGGGCAGGACAUCCUUCAGCAGAUGCUGGAGAGGAGACAUGUGCCGUACCCAAACCUGUACCCGGACCAGUCUCCCAGUGAGGAGUGGACCAUGGAGGAGAGGUUUCGGCCGCUCACCUUUCACGGGCUCAUCCUGCGCUCGCAGCUCGUCAACCUGCUGAUCUGCGGCGUCUGCUACGCUGAAAACCAGUCGAGCGCCUCACAGACACGGCUCUCUCAUUCAGAGAUGACUGAGGAUUACCCACGAUUCCCUGACAUCCACGAUCUCGACCUGGCCCUUCUCAAUCCACGCAUGAUUGUGGACGUGACUCCUUACAUGAACCCCUGUCCAUAUACAGUCUCUCCAAAUACACACGUCUCCCAAGUAUUCAAUCUGUUCAGGACCAUGGGGCUUCGACACUUACCUGUAGUCAAUGCUGUGGGAGAGAUCGUGGGAAUAAUCACCAGACAUAAUCUUACCCAUGAGUUUUUAGUUGCUAAACUCCGACAGCAUUACAUCACAAUCUAAGACUCCGUUCACGAUCGAGCACCCAACUUAUUACCCAGUAAUGGCUUCCUCGAGAUGAGAAGAGCCGAAUGCUCCGGGCCCUGAGACUAGAUCGCCUCCGAACCUGAACCACACUUCAGGUCGCACCCUAAAGCCAUUCCUAGUAUCUGCGUGGACAGCUAGUGGUCGGCACCUGACCCGACACAAACACACCUCAUGCUAGCACUAAUGCAGGUGAGGUCCUGUUCAUCAACACUCGCUGCCUGUGCUUUAUCACCCUCACUGUAGCACUUUUAAUUUAGUUUCUCUGAGUUCUGAAUGUUUUCAUUGUGCUCACCAUUUCUGUGUAUUCCUGAACGUUUGCUUUUGCACAAAGACUGAUAGAAACCACUGACCAAUCCCCGGUCAAAAGAUUGAAUGUCAUGAAAACCGUCAAGAACAUGUCUGGGUCGUGUUUCAUCCUUAAAUCAAGCAAAAAUCAUACUCCUUUCUUUUGAAGAAAAUUAUUUUUAGGACCUUUAAAAUUUUUAGUACUAUGUAAUUAUUUUGAUGACUGUUAAGCACAUUUCCCCCAAAUUAAAAAUAUAUAUUUUUA